ACCAUUCUAUGCAGUUUAUUGCUCCAUCUAAACAAUAUGGGUCCGAGGAGAGCUUGGGCAAUACUGUUCAAUGCAUUGGUGUUCUGUGCACUUCAAUAUGCACAGGCAUCUUAUGGUAGAAGUAAGAGCAGAUGUCCAGCUUUAAAUCCAGAUAUCAGAUGCAUACAUCAUUUUAAUCAAUGCCACCAAGAUCAUGAAUGUGGAAAAGGUCAGAUUUGCUGCACAAAAGAAUGCGGAAAUGAAUGUGUUAACAUUGUUAAACACAGACCCGAAAGACACGAGAUUGCACCCGUGUGUAUCCUGCCUAAAGAUCUAGGACCUUGUAGAGGAAUCUACGUUCGAUAUUAUUACGAUUUAAACUCGGGAAAAUGUUUAGAGUUUGCAUAUGGUGGUUGCCGAGGUAAUGGAAAUAGGUUCAAUACCCAGGAAGAAUGUAUUAGCACGUGCACAAAAGGAGUGACUAUACCCUCAAAGUGUCCAAUAGACAGAUUUCCGCAUUGUUAUGGAAAAUUAAACAGAAACUGCCAGGAUGACUCAUCGUGUCAUGCCGGCAAAAAAUGCUGUAAGCUUGGAUGCUACUAUGGCUGUGUUAAACCUGUUAAACAACGACGACGACAACAACAA
Mytilus californianus (California mussel) is the source of this 624-nucleotide messenger RNA. RefSeq names its product WAP four-disulfide core domain protein 6A-like. The annotation marks the transcript as partial. The record is from RefSeq and is a predicted model, not a curated record. Gene Ontology annotation, molecular function: serine-type endopeptidase inhibitor activity. NCBI's taxonomy places the organism in Eukaryota, Metazoa, Mollusca, Bivalvia, Mytilida, Mytilidae. Gene Ontology annotation, cellular component: extracellular region. The transcript has 6 exons. Gene Ontology annotation, biological process: negative regulation of peptidase activity.